UUAAAAUCAUUUGGCUAAAAAGUUGGUUUUUUUUGUUUUGUUUUGUUAUUAUUAACAAUGUAACACGGCCCAGUUUUCCUCUGCCAGAUGAUAAAUUUCUCAGAACUGCAGUGUUUCCGAGAAAAGGCCUAUGGUUCUAUCGUUGAUAAAAAGUCAAACGAAUAAAUAUGCUUCUUGUUAGAGCGUUUUGGUUCGGAAUACUUCUUUCUGAGAUUGACAACGUUGUGGGGUAUUAUAGUUAUAGACUUCUAAGAGAUUUCUCGUCAAAGUCAACUCCUCUUCAACUCAAUUGUUCCUAUGGCGUUCCCAUUCCUCCAUUCACAAUCGACAAAUCAUUUACUCGGGAUGAAGAAAAGCAAGUCCUUAAGAGGUUUUAUAAUGAGACCUCGGGUUACAAUUGGACAAUACAAAGACCCGGAUGGACUCCUUAUGACAACGGUACAGAAAUUGACCAUUGCCAUUGGGCUGGAGUCACGUGUGACAAGAAAUCAGGUUACGUCAUUGGGCUAUGCCUCAACAAAAAUAACUUGCAUGGUCGCGUACCAAACUUUCUGUGGAAACUUCGAAACCUGAUGUCACUUUGCUUGCCGGAUAACCCUAGUUUGGAAGGAGAAUUGAAAGACUUUGUUUUUCAAAACAUGUCAAAGCUAUUUCGAAUAGAUUUAGCGUUUUGCUCGUUGUCUGGUAACUUACCAAAUGACCUGUUUUCAAGUUUAAAAUCUCUUGUUGAAAUACAACUCUGCUGUCAAAUAUCGAAAACAAAAAUUUACGGCAGCAUUCCUCAGAGUAUCACCGACUUGAAAGAAUUAAGAGUGCUUAGUAUUGGUGAGAAUGGCCUUAGUGGCCCCAUACCUCAGACAAUGGGAAAACUUACAAAAGUUUGGUUUUUAGAUCUGGAAUUCAUGCCGUCGCUCUCCGGAAACAUCAAUGACUUCUUUGGAAUGAAGUCACUGAUAUAUAUGCAUUUGACACAUGCCGGAAUAUACGGGGAAUUCCCUGACAACUUUGGGUCAUACUUUCCUCAAAUGAAAGAAUGCCAAUUGGGAAAUAACUCAAUCCAUAGUUUUAUUCCUCCCAGUGUAAACAAAAUGAAAAAUUUAACAAAGCUGAUUUUGCGUGGAAAUGGUCUUCAUGGGAAAAUCCCAAAGGAGCUUGGUGAGUUGCCUUCACUCCGGAUUCUGGAUUUAUCUUAUAACCCACAACUGCAAGAAAUGGAGUUAGAGCUAAAUUUUCACGAUUCUACGAAGCUUGAAAUUUUUGUGCUGCGAAACAACCCAAGCAUAACUAUGCUUUUUGAGGAUCUCGUWUCUAAACUCGUGCCAAAGCCGGAUCUCGAACAAAAUCCUAGUCCUUUGCGAGUUUUAGACAUAAGCUAUUGCAAUUUUACAGGGACCAUUUCGCCUAUGAUUUGGACCUUUUCCAAUCUUAUUGAACUAAAUUUAAAGCAUAACAGAAUUUCUGGUAGAAUUCCAGCAGUUAUAGAUGAUUUGAUGUUUCUAUCGUAUGCCGACUUCUCGGAGAAUCCGAAGCUUAAAGGGGCUAUACCAAACGACGUUGUCCUUCUUCAAUCGUUAAGAGUCUUCGACAUAAGUGGCAACCYCUUAAUGACAGCCCCAGUUGGAAGUAUCAAUCAGACCAACGGAAUUAUUCAGAAAAUCAUGCGCAUUGAUCCAAAUUCCCGGAUAAAGAGAGACAAUUAUAACUGUCCUUUGGUGAAGCUGCUGUCAAACGACGGCAGAAUACUCCUUGAUCCAGGCUACUACUACAAAAAGUUCUGCGUUUGUGAAGAUGGCUUUUUUGGGUAUCUUGGUCAUUGCGAAAAAUGUAUUUCAGGUGGUAGUUGCUCAAGUAAAGCCUUACAAUCCACAGAUCCCAGGAUUUCUUUGGACAUUCAUAAAGGGCAUUGGCCAAGUCCGUCACCGGAUAACGUCUUGCAUUUGAUUCGCUGUCCUGGAAGAUUGGAUAUUGCUGGAGAACACUUGGCUUGCAACCCGAAAGGAGAAUGUAAAUGCUGGGUAAACACAAGCACUCCUGACCAGCGCACAGUUUGCGAUACGUCGUGUAUAUGUCAUGCUGAAAAUACAGGCAGAGUUUGUUCAAAGUGUGCAAAAAACUACUUCAAAAAUGGGUACAUGUGUACAGAAUGCUUCACACCUUCCCUAUCGUGCUUCGUUUUGGUCCCCUUUUACAUCAUUUUUCUUUUGGCAUUGUGGGGCCUAACUAAGUUCUUCCCUGAACACAUCAAAGUCAAAAUCUCGAUCGCAGUAACAGAGUUCAGCAUCUUACUCACAUUGCGGGCCUUCGAGGUGAUUUCCGGCUGGAUUUUUGAAGUUAGUAUUUUGGUGGUGGUGUUCUACGUUGUUGGAAUAAUGAAGAAUACAAGAGCCACUGUGACUAUGUUUGUUUUUCACUUUCAAGUUCUCGACGCCAUAAUCUCUGAAACAGAAACUCCCUUUCCUCCGUUCGUUUACAGUAUUCAACAUUACAUGAGUAGUAUCUUCAACCUCAACUUCCUUGGAAUCUCUUGCAGUAUCCAUAUGUUGUUUACUCCGUUAGGGAAAUACUUGGUUGUCUUUCUUUUCCCCUUGGGAUGUUUGUCAUUAAUUUGGAUUUACUACGGCAUUAGGUGGGCGCUGUUUACGACGAUUCUUUGUAGAAGUGGGGAACAGACAGAGCAGCAACCACCGGCUCUUGAGCAAAUAAGGUUCCAGUGCCUGAAAGUUAGCAUAACUUGCUUGAUUUUAACAUAUUUCCCAGUCAUGAAGCACACACUAGCAGUUAUUUCACCUUGUGAAUAUGACCAAGACACGGCUGGCUCCUUCAUGCGAUAUACACAGUGGAUAAGAUGUGACACCAGUGAUAGUACCUACGAAACUCUCCAAGUCCUUGGGUGUAUGGCUAUUAUCAUUUACGGCGUAUUUGAGCCUCUUGCUUUGUUGAAACUUUUACGCAGGUGGAAAAAGUCACCACUGGAAAAGAAGAAAUACUAUGAUUCCUGGUUGGGCUCCAUCUACCUUCCUUACAAAGACGAAGUCCGGGAGUACUUCGAGGUCUUGAAGUUGUACAGGAAGUUUUUGAUCGCGUUUUUAUUAACUUUUAUUCCAAACACAACUUCAAUUCAAACCUUUACCAUAGCCUUGGUUCUGAUGAUAGCCGUGAUUUACCAGAUAAUAGUCGAGCCGUAUGCAGAAGCCAAAGACAAGAAUUACAAUUUUGAAAAUGUUUUGGAGGUAUUGUCUCUGAUUACCCUCCAACAGUCCGUGAUAUUAUUGAGAUUUGCAUCCUAUGACUCUGAAAUGAGUUACGGUAUGAUCUUGAUCGUUUUAGUUGUAAAUGCUUUCGUCCUAAUAGCAUUUAUGGUGGCCUGGGUUUUGAUUAAGGUAUAUUCCACGAGCAACGAUGAAAGUUCAAAUGGAAGUGGCGACCCACAACCUCAGGUAUGUCCCGCGGGCAUCCCGCCCAACGAUGAACGUUCGCCGCUGCUGCAGUCAAAUCGAAGUGGCGACCCACAACAUCAGUAUAGUUCCAUUUAGAAAAAAACGCAUAAACGUCUCAUCUUAACAAAGGGGUAAAUUGGAAUUUGAAGACAGCUUUGGAAUGAUACAUAGCAUUUGAUACACUGGCUGAAAAAUAUAAUGGAAAAUAUCAUCUUUGAAAGCAGAAUAAUAUUUUUAAAAACCUCCCGAGUCCACUGGGGCUAGAAUUUUGAUAACAUUUAGUUAAAAAAAACAGAUUGGGGCUGUAGUGAGCAGAUUUCGUAUACAGAACAAGAUACACCAUGCUUCUCGCAUUGAGGAUACCCCAGUUUCGAGUUCUUUUUGCUCAGCCUUAGUCUCGGUUUUGCGUCACAAUAUUUAGCUAUUCAUCCUAAAGUCCAUCCCUACGUCCUCGUCGUGGGAGGUGGUAAUGGGUAAAGCCGGCUAACAAGGCUCUGGCAAUGUGCAUGGGGCCAGCAACCCCAUCACAUAGAGUACUUAUUGCUACGGAAACUAACACAAAAGAUAACCAUAUGUUAAGCCCUACGUGCCACAGAGGCAUAAAGGAUAAUGACGAUUCAUUAAAAACACGUGGAAUCUU
Messenger RNA from Actinia tenebrosa (Australian red waratah sea anemone), 4077 nucleotides. RefSeq lists its product as uncharacterized. The record is from RefSeq and is a predicted model, not a curated record. NCBI's taxonomy places the organism in Eukaryota, Metazoa, Cnidaria, Anthozoa, Actiniaria, Actiniidae. Gene Ontology annotation, molecular function: protein binding.